This is a messenger RNA of Alternaria burnsii, 1149 nucleotides long. RefSeq lists its product as uncharacterized. Lineage: Eukaryota; Fungi; Ascomycota; Dothideomycetes; Pleosporales; Pleosporaceae. The coding region runs from base 1 to 1149 and encodes 382 amino acids. Gene Ontology annotation, cellular component: cytoplasm; membrane-bounded organelle. The transcript has a single exon. Gene Ontology annotation, biological process: N-acylphosphatidylethanolamine metabolic process; N-acylethanolamine metabolic process. The record is from RefSeq and is a predicted model, not a curated record. Gene Ontology annotation, molecular function: zinc ion binding; N-acylphosphatidylethanolamine-specific phospholipase D activity.
AUGCCUCCCUCGUCCUCCAUAACUGCGUUACCGCCACAUAGGCCAGAUGCCUACACCACAGGCCAUCACAUCGGCAAGCCACCCACAAGCUUCAAGAACCCAUGGCCCUCGUACAAGAACGACGGCAUAAUCACCGCUCUCCGCGCGCGCUUCAGCACCCCAAAGAACUUCGUCCCAGUGCCCGCCGAUCGCCUAGGCCUGGUUCAAGUGCGCAAGCCCGACUUCAACAAUACGACCAACGGCUUGAAGGCGACAUGGAUAGGACAUGCGAGUUUCCUGAUUGAGACAACGGCUUCAGAGGGGAACCAAAGGGGCAUGCGCAUCCUUCUCGAUCCUGUAUGGAGUGACCGCGUAGGACCAUAUGGCAUGGUCGGCCCCGUGCGCUUUACACCUCCACCAUGCACCAUCGAUGAAUUACCUGAAAUCGAUGCUGUUUGCAUAAGCCACGACCACUACGACCACCUCGAUUCUGACACGCUGAAGAAGUUGAAUGCGAAGCAGAAUGGAGACUUGCGCUUCUUCUGCGCUUUGGGCGUCAAGACCGUCCUAACAGGGCUCGGCGUAGGCAUCAAGGCCGACCAAGUCGAGGAGAUGGACUGGUGGGACGGCAUAACAAUAUUCAAAAAGGGUGUAGGAGGCGCAGAACUGAUAUGUACACCCGCCCAACAUCGAUCUGGGCGUACGCCCUGGAACUUCGACGGUACACUGUGGUGUAGCUGGAUCAUCAAAGAGCCUUCUUCGUCCGGCAAGAAGGUCUUUUUCGCCGGAGACACGGGGUAUUGUCAUGUUCUGUCUGACGACCAAUACUCGCACCACAACGCGCCACAUCCACCUUGUCCGGCUUUUAAAGAAAUUGGCAAUUUAUACGGUCCCUUCGAUCUGGCGCUUGUGCCUGUUGGUUGCUUUAAGCCAAGGUCUAUCUUGUCUGGUCAACACUCUAGUCCGCAGGACUCUUUGGCUAUACAUAGGGAUGUCAAAAGUAAGAAGAGUAUAGGCAUGCACUUUGGUACGUUCCGUGGUGCAUACUCGGCGAACUACGAACCGGUUACUGAGCCGCCUGAACGCUGGCGGAAGGGUGCAGAGGCGGACGGUUUAAGGUGGGGAGUCGAUGUGGACCUCUGUGACAUCGGCGGAACGGUCGUGGUGUAG